UCACCCCCCCCAACCCGGCGAGAGGCCAUGCCCCUCUGCAGCCCGGUUUUCUCCCACCUUCCCGCUCGCCCCCGCUCACCUCCGCGCCCGCGCCGCCGUCCCGUGGCCUCGCGCGUCCACUUGCCUCCGCCCCCGGCUCGCCCCGCUCGAUUUCUCCGGUUUUUUCGCCCCCCGCCACCCUCGCACGUCGUCCCCGCCCGCGCGCGGAUGGGGGGCGGCGGCGGGGCGGCGGCCCCCCUCUUCUCUCAGAUCCGCACGGCCCCGCUCCCGGCCAGCCCCACCCCCGCAGCGCUGUCGCCGCCCGCGCCCGCCUUCCCCGCUUGCGCAACCCACCGCCCGAUCCCUCCGCGUGGGCUCCCAGGCGGCGUGCGGCGCGGCGGCCGGGGCGCGCAUGGUCCCUCCCCUCCUGCCCCUUCGGCCCGCGCCUCCGCGCGCUCCUCGCCCCCUUCCUCGCCUCUCUCACCAAGUCUCUCUCCUUCCUGCCUCCGCCCGCCGACCUCCCCGAUGCCGUGUGCGCCCUCGCCCCCUACCUCCCCCGAGCUGUCGCCUGCGUCGCCACCUCCGCCGCGGGGCGCCUCGCGGAGCACAGCUUCGUCCUCGCCCUGCCUCCACCCGCGCGGCCGCGCCGGAUUCGCCUCCUCCCGCGCCCUCCGCCUCUGCACACCAUCCAUGGCCUCCCCUCCCCCCCACCCACCCCAUUGCGCGGCGGCGCUCCUCCUCCUCUCGAGGUCCGCCACCUCCUCGGCGCCGCUGAUGUAUUCAUCUCCGGUGAGUACGCCCCUGCCCCCCCUCGUUUCCUCUGAAGACUCGAUCCACGUGCUCUGUCCGUCCUUGCGGCUGUUGUCUUCAAUCGAUCCCCACAGGAGCUUGGGUGCUGUCGGAUUCGUGGUCUCUCGGUCAUAGAUGCUUCUUCUCUCGCAGGAGAUGAGCGUCUAUAACAUCAGGAUCAACCAAAGGCUACUGGACUGCACAUAUUGCGGCCAACCCCUCCGGCCUGACACUUUGGAUGGCAAAGCGUGGAAGGUGGGUGAGAUCUGAGAUGAGAUCCCCGGUCCGGCCGCAAAGUUUUUGUUUUCCUAGCUGCUCAACUUCAUUCCUUCUGGGCCUUGUAGUGCGCUGGCGUCCACAUCUUCUGUCGUGCCUGCGUCAGCCGCCACGAACAGGCAUGUAUAUCCUACUGCUCUUCGCUGGACCAAAUCAUCAGUAAGAUGAAGUUUAAAUGCAAUUGCUGCGACUCUGAAUACAUCCCCUACCACGAGAUUGAGGGACACAUGUGCGACAUCAACAUCCUUGUCCAUCACGAGUUUUUCGCCGUUCGUGACUAUGGAGAGUGCAUCAUCGACACAAGUGCCCUUGUGUGUUCUGAAUGCCGGCUUCCUCUCCGACCUCCCAUUUUCAGGGUGAGUUCAGCUCUGACUUGAUCUGAUCUGAUCUGACCAAAUUAAUUUGGAUGCAGUUUGGUUUGAUUUGGUUUUGGCUUCAUGCUAUCCUAACCUUGUUACAACAUCUCCUUAAAUACAUGCACGUUUGUAGCAUCUGCUACCAUCGUGGUGAUAUCGCCAACUACCGUCACUGCCACGAGCUCGACUACCUGGUCGAAGGUAUCUCGGUGGAAUGUGAGGCUUGCAAAGAAUACCUUCCAUUCUCUACCUUGGCUUCACACCAGCUGGACGAUUGCUCAUUCAGGCAGACAUUGCCAAAGAUUGCCCCAGGCAUGCCUCCCAUGUUUAACCUCAGGAUUAGCCUUUCCAUCAGGCCUCAGGCUCUAUCCUCUAUCAACACACGCAAGUAGAAGUUUUGUUGUGUAAUAUUGACAUUGGCAACACUUGGGAUCACACAAAGGUGAAUAACGUCCAUAACCCUAGCUGGAUGUGGACUUAAGUAGUGCCCAAGUUCCUUCCGUGGCCGCCCAUCCGGACCAGCCUGAUGUAGGUACACCUUGAGCAUGAAACUUGGAAGAUCAGGUUUAGCCUCAGCAUCACCAAGCCAAACAAAGUAUAGGCCUGUUUCUGCAAUGAAGAAAAUAAAGUAUUACUCUUGGCCCUCUAAAACAACGCCCGUUCCAUAACGGGCCAAGAGGAUAUAUUCUUUGUAAUCUUCAUAACUUGUAUUCUUAUUGAAAAACCCAUGAUGGUCUAUCAGAUGAGAGGCCAACGUAUUCCAGAAAAACGGCUUCUGUCUACACAUAGACAUCGGACACAUGAGUUCUCUGAGAUUGUAAGACCGGGCAUGUUUCAUGUAGUUAGCUGGAGUUAAAUUUGCACCACAGCGAUGAGGGCAAUCAAUCACACCGGCCAUGACUCUGCUGUCCAAACCAACUACUCGAACGCAGGGAUGAGAUGUGGCACUAGAGUGUGCUCUUGAGCAUGAAUUGCACAGUAGUUGGCCACAUGCUUCAUCCAAAGACCCUGCGGUCAAUGUGCACUAACGAAACAACAAAACAAAAGGAGAAUAAGAAUAAUGCUCUGAUGACAAAGUUCCAACCAUCGACAUCAGAAGAAUGAUUGGAACCUGGUAAGCUCCGUCAAGAAGACGGGGCUGUCGGCAACUGCUGCAAGAAAGGUUCAGGCGGAUAAACAUCUUCCGGAUCCGCCGGCGGAUCCAGGUGCACUCUCCCUCCGUCCGUUGCGCUGCGCGGAUCCGGAAGAUAUUUAUCCGCCUGGACAUUUCUUGCAGCGGUUGCCGACAACCCCGUCUUCUUGACGGAGCUUACCAGUGCACAUUGAUCGCAGGGUCUUUGGAUAAAGCAUGUGUCUAGCUACUAUGCAAUUCAUGCUCAAGAACGCACUCUAGUACCAUAUCUCAUCCCUGCUUCCGAGUAGUUGGCUUGGACAGCAGAGUCAUGGCCGGUGUGAUUGAUUGCCCUCAUCGCUGUGGUGCAAACUUAACUCCAGCUAACUACAUGAAACAUGCCCGGUCUUGCAAUCUUAGGGAACUCAUGUGUCCGAUGUCUAUGUGUAGACAGAAGCCAUUUUUCUGGAAUACGCUGGCCUCUCAUCUGAUAGACUAUCAUGGGUUUUUUUAAUGAGAAUACAACUUAUGAAGGUUACAAAGAAGAUAUCCCCUUGAUCUGUUAUGAAAUGUGCGUUGUUUUAGAGGGCCAAGAGGAAUACUUUAUUUUCUUUAUUGCAGAAACAUGCCUAUACUUUGUUUGGCUCGGUGAUGCUAAGACUAAACCUGAUCUUCCAAGUUUCAUGCUCAAGGUGUACCUACAUCAGGCUGGUUCGGAUGGGCGGCCACGAGAGAAACUUGGGCACUACUUAAGUCCACAUUCAGCUAGGGUUAUGGACGUUAUUCACCUUUGUGUGAUCCCAAGUGUCGCCAAUGUCAAUAUUACACAACAAAGCUUCUACUUGCGUGUGUUGAUAGAGGAUAGAGCCUGAGGCCUUGAUGGAUUAUUGAACUCUAGUUGGUUGUGAGGAACUGUGAAAGGGACGUGAUGAUGAUUUUGUGGUGCGUGUCCUAAUGGACUUUGAUGGAUUAUUGUGUUUGUGUACUUUGAACAACAAUGUUGUGUAAUUUGUUGAAACCUACUAUGUCUGUACGAUUAGUACCUUUGUGUAAAUUUCUUGCUAGUUAAUUACGAAGCUUGAGCUUUUGUUUGUAUAUGACUUGGAAACUGCUGCAGCAGUUUACCGAGAUAGAAUCAGUCCAGACCCUAUAUUCUUGACAGCAGAAUCUUCCUCAACUGGUGGAUUUUAUGCCAUCAAUAGAAGAGGGCAGGUUUUGCAUGCCACAGUUAAUGAUGCAACUGUUGUGCCUUUUGUCAGCGGUCAAUUAAACAACCUUGAGCUCGCGGUAAAUCUUGCCAAGAGGGCUAAUCUUCCUGGUGCUGAGAAUUUGUUCUCAGACAUUCAUGCUCCCUUUCCUUUACUGGAAGAUCCGUGACUUCGCACAUGCAUACCGCUCAGGGAUCACAACCCCAUCAGUUGUUGCUGAGCAUGUCAUUGCGGGGGUGGAAGAGUGGAACAACAAGAAGCCUCCAAUGCCAAUGUUAAUAUAUUUUAAUGCAGAUGAUCUCAGGAGGCAAGCUGAGGCUUCCACAAAAAGAUUUGAGCAAGGAAACCCGUUGUCCAUUUUGGAUGGGAUCUUUGUUGCCAUUAAGGAUGACAUCGACUGUUUCCCAUAUCCAACGAAGGGUGCUACAACAUUUUUUGACCAAAUCCACACUGUGGAGAAAGAUGCAGUCUGUGUCGCUCGGUUGUGGAAAUGUGGAGUCAUCUUUAUUGGGAAAGCAAACAUGCACGAGCUUGGUCUUGGAGUAACUGGAAACAAUCCAAAUUAUGGGACAGCAAGAAAUCCACAUUCUGUCGAUAGAUAUACUGGUGGUUCUUCAUCUGGUCCUGCUGCAUUAGUCUCAUCGGGGUUAUGCUCAGUAGCGAUUGGGACAGAUGGUGGAGGUUCAGUUAGAAUUCCAUCUGCGCUUUGUGGUAUUGUUGGUCUCAAGACAACAUACGGGCGGACCGAUAUGACCGGGGUACUUUGUGACUCUGGGACCGUUGAAGUUGCUUCUCCUCUUGCAGCGACAGUCGAGGAUGCUAUGCUAGUGUAUUCUGCAAUAGAAGGCUCAAGACCAAUGGAUAAUCUUACCCUUAGACCAUCACCGCUGUGUGUUCCAAAUUUGUUAUCGCCUGAGAACAGCAAUAUCCUGGGAUCAGUUAAAAUAGGACAAUAUACAGAGUGGUUUCAUGAUGUUUCUGAUCGUGAGAUAUCGAGUAUAUGUGAGGAUGCACUUAAACUUCUUUGUAGCACUUUUGGAUGUCAAAUAAAAGAGAUAAUAUUACCAGAGCUUGAAGAGAUGCGUACUGCCCAUGUUGUCUCAAUUGGCUCAGAAUCAUUCUGUGACCUGAAUCCUCAUUACAAAGCAGGAAGAAGAACUGAAUUUACGCUGGAUACUCGAACAAGUUUGGCACUUUUCGGGUCAUUCUCUUCAACUGAUUAUGUGGCUUCUCAAUGCAUAAGGAGGAGGAUAAUGCACUACCACAUGGAAGCUUUCAAGAAGGUUGAUGUCAUAGCAACUCCUACAACUGGCAUGACUGCACCAAAAAUACCACCAAGUGCUCUGAAGUCAGGAGAAUCUGAUUACGUUGUGUCAGGUAAAUCAUGAGCAGGAUAUUAUAUUUUGGGCAUCUCACUUAGCUCUUUGACAUGUGAAAAAAGAGUUUAUGACAAGUCUUCGUGUUUUCCACAAUCUGUGCUUUCAUACUGGAGUAGCCAUCCUACAUUAUUAGGAGGUUGUGUUACAUGUAUUAUGUAUAUUGGUAUUUUAGAUCGCAACGCUCAAAUAAAUGACAUCUAGGCAUUAUACACUGCA
Panicum virgatum (switchgrass) is the source of this 5314-nucleotide messenger RNA. Its product is annotated as fatty acid amide hydrolase. Gene Ontology annotation, cellular component: membrane. The record is from RefSeq and is a predicted model, not a curated record. Gene Ontology annotation, biological process: N-acylethanolamine metabolic process. Gene Ontology annotation, molecular function: N-(long-chain-acyl)ethanolamine deacylase activity. Bases 3857 to 5107 code for a protein of 416 amino acids. The transcript has 18 exons. NCBI's taxonomy places the organism in Eukaryota, Viridiplantae, Streptophyta, Magnoliopsida, Poales, Poaceae.